This is a messenger RNA of Onthophagus taurus, 770 nucleotides long. Its product is annotated as putative mediator of RNA polymerase II transcription subunit 17. The record is from RefSeq and is a predicted model, not a curated record. NCBI's taxonomy places the organism in Eukaryota, Metazoa, Arthropoda, Insecta, Coleoptera, Scarabaeidae.
CCCUCACUCGUGUUGCACGCGCACACGACCCACAUACAUACUAGAAAUAAGAAGAAGUUUAAAGCUUUGAGCGCAUUCACUUCUCGGCUUCCACAGUAGAGUUCUUUUUAUUUAUAAAUUUUUCAACAUCAAGAUGAGGCAAUUGACGUGCGCUUUCGGUUUGGUUCUUCUAGUUACUUUAUGGCAAUCGGCGGAAAGUAGGAGUUUGGUUAAAAGACAAUUAGAACAUGGACAUGCAGCGAUAGAACCUGGUCACGGUGACCACCACGACGAUGCUUUUAGGGAUAAGAAGAAAGUAGAAGCUAAAUGGGGUUUUAAAAACGCAUUAAUCGGCUUAGUUUUCAACAAAAUCAAUCAAUUCAUCGACCAAAAAACCCAAUGGGUGAACCAAUUGGAUCACGCAAACAUCGCAAAGAAUAAAGCCCAAGGAAUUUACCCACCAAAAGACCCCGUUAUUUCUCUUUCCGGUUUAAUAACAGACGUUGUUGGGCAAAAAUUACAAGCAGCCGGGCCAUUUUUGGGAGUUGCGAUUCAAAAAAUAACUAGUGGAUCUGGAGGAUUGCUUGGUGGAGCUUCAGGUGGACACGGAGGUGGUGGAGGACACGGUGGUGCUGGAGUUUCAGCCGGAUUUAAUUUAGGGGGACUCUUAGGUGGAAUCGGAGGUGGAGCUGGUGGACACGCAGGAGGAGGAGCUGUUGGGUACCACAAGAAAUAGUGAUUUUUUUAUUUAUGGGGGUAAAAAGAUAAUAAAAUAAUGGGGACAAUAAGAA